Molecule: messenger RNA, 5427 nt
Organism: Chironomus riparius
Lineage: Eukaryota; Metazoa; Arthropoda; Insecta; Diptera; Chironomidae
Source: the annotation of a GenBank genome assembly
GAAAAAAAAAAAUAAAAAGUCAGAAGUGUAAAGAGAGAAAAAAACACAAUAUGACGUCAUUAUCGUGUGGAGUAGAUGCUUUGCUACGAGCAGCUCAAUAUCUCCAAUAUCUUGAAGAACAAGAGUCUGGACAGCAGCUGUAUCGACCGAUUGUUUUAGAGAAUCCGCCUAUGUCAACAGAAAUUAAAACACAUUUAAUAAUAAGAAAAAAAAGAAAGAGAAUUAAACAAAAACCUCCUUUCCAUCGAGUCAUGAACAAACCAAAUCAAGUUCUUAAUAAUUAUUACAAUGAAGCUUCAUUACGUACGAAAUUAUCUUUUCGCGCAAUUCGAGAAACUAACAAUGCCUUGUCAUCUAUAAAUUCUACUUCAAUUUACACAAAUCACAGUCAUCUUACAGCAACUGCCUCUUAUCUUGUUACAUCCUUAACUGAUAAUGGUAUUUGCGAUGGUAUGAACAGUUGUCAUUUAACUGAAUCUUGGGCAAAUUACAUAAAUCAACAUGCAAAUCUACCAUUAAGUCAAAUUUCAAGUCACAUACCGAUUUUGAAUUCCUACAUUCCAUUUCAUUCAACAUCGCUAGAACUACAGCAUUCUCCGCCUACAAAUUCAUGUCAUUUGAACCAACAUUCACAACAUAAUCAUCAAAAUUAUUACUUUUAUAAAAAUUAUUUGGAGAGCAUUUACACCUCACUCAAUCAUUAUAAGUAUGCCAAAAUGACUGAAGAAUCCAAAUCUGAUACUCAUCCGCAGCAGUGUCUUAUGAGAGAUGAAUUUUCUCGACAUAUCAAACUCGACUUUGAACAGACUAUGAAAAAGGAAACAGAAGACUCAUAUGAAAAUGAUAAGACGCCGCAAAAUGACGACAGUAAUGUGAAUGCCAUUGAACCUGAUUUUAAUCAAAAAGCUAAAACAUGUAUCAAGUUUCAAGAUCGAAACAAAAAGCUUGAUUUCAAAAUAAACUUUCGUGAUGAAAAUCGAAAAGUUAAUGGAUGUUUUUACGACUCAGAAUCUAUAUCGCCAGGAAGUCGUGAAAGUACAAUGAAUGUGUCAUUUGCACCACCUAAGAAGAAGUGGCUUAAAACGCAUUACAUGUCUUCGAAAUCAGAUGACUUGAAACCUGUGGAAACAGUCUCGUCUCCAACACCGUCAUUAGUAGUUAUCUCACGUCCAUCUGUAAAUUUUAAUCCACAAUCAGUGUCUAUUGAUUUAUCAAAAACUACAGGAAAUUCAAUUCCAUUAUCAACAUUAUCAAACGGAACAAAUAGUAUCACAAUUUAUAAUAUUGAUGAGUCACAGACGAGCUUGAAUUUAAGUACAGAAUCAAGUGGAUAUGUUAGCAAUAGUACGACAUCCAGUCUUGGUAAUGUUAGUCUUAAUCAAAGUGUAACAAAUGGCGAUGAGAUGGAGGUGGAUAUUAAGAGCAUACCAAUAACAGCACCCACAACAUUGGUCUUAGAUCAAAGGAUACCAGCGUUGCAAACACAAACAUUUUGUGCACUGCCGAUGCCACAAUCAUCAUCGUCAUCAUCAUCAGUUGGAAGGAGGAGAACGAUUAGUUCGAAUAGCAACAGUAGUGCUCUUAGAAGUCCAUCAACCGUUCGUGCUGGAACACGUGAGGUACAUAAUAAAUUGGAGAAAAAUCGACGUGCACAUCUGAAAGAGUGUUUUGAGUCACUCAAAAGGCAAUUACCUGUCACUGCCGAUGAGAAAAAGACAUCAAAUUUAUCAAUUUUAGGAGCAGCAAUUAGACAUAUUCAAUUUCUUAAACGAAAAGAACGGGAGUAUGAGCACGAAAUGGAGAGGCUGGCCAAGGAGAAAAUAGCUGCACAAAAUCGCAUACUCUUUUUGAAACGUGAACUUGCACAAUGGGAUGUGGAUUUCUCGAAAAUCUUACCAGAACAAACGGAUAUAAAUGCUGUGAAAUCAGAGAGAAGUGAAUCCGAAUCAUCGAUCAAAAACGGUAUGCUGUAUAAUCCUUCAACAUCAUUGUCUACAAUAAAUGCAUCUAGUUCACCCUCUAAUGCCUCUGCAACAAAUAUUACAAACAAUGUCGUUAAUGGCAGUGCAGUAUCACCACCACCACGAAUUACAACACUAGUAAACUCACCAGCAAUCAAUUCAGUAACUCCACUUUCUUUAACAACAAAAGAUGAAGCACCAUCGCCAACAAACUUAUCAAUAAAUCCUGUAAAAAUUUCUGCAAAAUCUUCAUUAAUCAACUCUUCAAUUCCAACUUCACUGAUUGGAAAUGGCAGUUCGAUACCCGCCACAUUAAGCUUGAAGACAAAUGAUAGUCCAGUUUGUCAGACAAUGCCAUUGAAUCUUAAUGCAAAUGCAUCAAUUUCGACAAUAUCACAACCACUAAAUGGUCUUAAAAAUGGGUUCAAAACUUACAACAGUAAAGAGACGAAAGGAACUAAAUCAUCAUCUCCUAUCAUAACAAAUCUUCCUUCAGUUCCAGCCUGCAUUACACCAACUCAACUAACCAAUAAUUCGUUAAAUUCAAAAAUCGAUCAAAAUGAUCCUCCAACGAAACUGAUAAAGCUUAUAAAUGGAAGUGCGAUUCUUGCACCUGUAGAUAAAGAUAAUAAAAUGAUACAUUCCGGUCAACUUACACUUCAGCAGGUCGUUGGAGGAAGCAGUCUUGUCGUAAGUCCUACAAUUCAACUUCUCACCUCACCGCAAGGUUUCAAAGUAAUUAAUCAACCAAAUGGUCUUACAACAAUCGAAUUAAGUCCGCAAAUUAAUGGACAACAAUCAACCAUACAGCAACAGCAUCGGCCUACCCAUCAAAAUUCACAACCGGGAAAUUUGCAGAAAUUAUUAUUAAAUGGAAAUGGAACGUCAACAACAAAUAUCAAUACCAUUAGCAUUCCAACACUCACCCAACACACUAACGGUGGUACAAAUCAUCGGUUAGCGCCUGGCGGUGCUGAAUUAAAUCUCUUACCAUCGAAUAGUACAACAUCUAAUGGUGCCAUUUAUAGAAAUCAGGGGAAAUUAAUCGUUAAAGAAACAAAUAACUCUAGUCGCGUCCAUGUUGUUCAAUCAACACCAGCUUUAGUUGUAACUCAACCACAAAAUAAUACGACAAUGACACACAUCAUUACAUCAUCUUCUCAAUAUGCUGGAAAGGUGAGAGAAAUACAAUGCUUCAUCAGCAGCCAACAGCACAACAAUAUCUGAGCGCAACAACAGUAAAGCCAAUGCUUGUCGUAAAUCACAAUGGAAAUGGGAGUCCAACAAGUGAAGCUGGAAAGAACUAAACAUAAUGUAUCUAUAGUCUGAAUUUAUUCACGGUUUUAAGAAGAAGAAAAAAUUGGAAAGGAUGAAGAUGCUUUUUAUAAACAAUACAAGGGAUAAGAAAAAGAAGAAAAACAACAAAAUAUGUUUAACAAUAAUUUAAAAAAUAUUUUAUUAGUAAUUAUGGCAAAAAUGAAAUAUCUUUCAAUUUAUUAAUGCAGUUUAUGAGAUCAGAAAUUGAAAAAUAUCGUAAUUGGAUAAUUAGUGUUUCUGUGGACAAAGUUGAAAGAUAUGAAAAAGUGUUAUGGGAUAGAUUUUUACAAUGAAGACAAUAGAUGGAUGGCAUUAGUGAUUUAAUUAUUUUAUGUAUAAAAGCAUGCAUAUUGAAUGAUUGACAUUUUCUACAACAAAAAUACUUCUUUUGUGUAUAUAAUUAAAAACCAGAGAAUAUUUUAUUCAUUUAUCAUGCAAUGUGGGUGAUUAAAAUCAGUCACACAAAAGAAAUGGAAGAAAAAUAUGAUAAAAAAUUAUUUUUUUAAAACUCAGACAACCACACACAUCGCGCCAAUAAAUAUUUAUUUCUGUCAUAAUUUGCUGAAUUUUUCUAGUUGAUGGAUAAGGCAAACAAAUAAGUCACAGUUGACAGGGGUUGGAUGUGCAUUAUUUUCUGCAAAAUAUCAAUCUGUCAUCGAAUUUAUUAAAUUUGAAUUUUUAUGCUCCAUUAAGUUUCUGGAAUUAAAUCAUUUUUGGUUCCUUAAUAUUUUCUAAUUUACCACAACGAAUUUUAAAAGCUGUUGUUUUGGAAUCUUGCUAAAAUCUAAUCCUUAAAAAUUGUUUUCUCGAAAAACUGAGACUGAAAAGUCAUAAUUUAAAUUUAGGUUUUGGCGUACUUAUUGAACAGAGUUCCUAGAUAUUUUUUAAAAAUACUCAAAAUUGUUGUAAAAUUCGAGAUAAAUAAUGUUUAAGAUCAUAAUCGAGUGAUUAAACUGCUGACAUCUAGUUUUAUCUUAAAUUUUGGAUUAGUAAAUUUCAACAACUCUUCAAGUCAUAUGCAGAUUCAAACAAUUCAUCCAAAGUAGCAACAAUAAAUGUCUUUAAUUUGCAAAAUGCUUAAAAAUGUCAAACUUUCAAAGGAAGAGAUGUAAAAGAGAACAGAUAGGUCCAUUUCAAAUAAUAAUAUACAAAGCUAAGUUAAAUGUUUAAAAAAUGAGUAGUUGCAAAAAAAAGGAUAUUGAAAUAAACAAAAAUAUUCGGUGUGAUAAUACAUAUUACAGUGCUUUUUAAAAACUUUCUGCUAAUGCAUCAAAUACAUUAAUUUUAUUGGAUAUGAUUGGAUAAAUAUGUUUUAAUCUCGGACGGCAUUUCAUGAAUAUUCAGCACGCUUUUAAUGAAUCCUUUGCAAAAGAUUUUUAAAAAGAAUUUAUCAAAGUUUGAUUUUAAACAUCCGAGAUUGCGAUUAUAUUUAUAGCCAACGGGGUUUUUCACUUAUUGAGCUAUCAAAUUGAGAUGCAGGAUUGAUUUUGUAUUCCAAUUUUUGAGUUCAAUAAACUGUUUUUCAACCCUUAAUAAGUGAAGCACCCCAAAUUCAUUAAGAUUAAAAUGCAUUAUAAUAAUAUUAAUCAUAAUUGAGAUAAGGAAUGAGAAAAUCAUUAUUUCAAUGUCUCUUUUUAAUUCAGAAAAAUGGUAUAAGAAAUAUCAAUAAUGUGUAACUAGCAGAAUCAGUGUAAAAUUAUCGAAAUCAAAAAUCUAUUUAAAUAAAAAUUAUUCAGAAUAAAAGAAAAACAAAAAAAAAGUACUACCGACACAUCCGAAAAGAGGAAAUCAAAGAGAGUGAAAUAAAAUCAUAUUCGGAUCGAAUCAGUAACAAUCAGGAAGCAAAAAGUUCAAAUUGGGUGAUAUAAAAAAAAACAAAAAAAAAAUCUUUUAAUUUUGCAAAGAGAAUCAAAGUGAAAAUAAAAAAGAUUAAAUGAAUAAUUUAAUUAAGUAAUUUAUUUCAUCUUUGCACUGUAAGAACUUGUACAUAAAAGUUUAUAUAAAUCUAUUUUUAGCAAUUGAUUUUAAGUUUCUCAUGAAAACAAUUGAUAAAUAGCGGCUUAAACUAUUUAUUUAAGGCACUUUUAGGAAAUGUAAAUUAAUUAUUAUUAUGUAUUAUUAUUACAAAAAUAAAAAUGUAUUAAAUUCG